Molecule: messenger RNA, 1084 nt
Organism: Magallana angulata
Lineage: Eukaryota; Metazoa; Mollusca; Bivalvia; Ostreida; Ostreidae
Exons: 2
Coding region: 212-571 (119 amino acids)
Source: RefSeq, a predicted model, not a curated record
GACGUGUGACAUUAAAAUGAAUUCAUUAAAAAUGCAAACACCCAGUUGUUUUUUUUAUGAAGCCCAAGAACCUAUUUUGAAAUUAAUCCACUAGACUGUACUUCCUGUUGUCAGACAUAGAUAUAUACACGGCUUCAGCGACUCGUCUUAGACAGUCAAACCACAGACAUCAGAGGCCUUACACUUACGCUUGUUUCAUCUUAUAUCGAAAAUGGUGUGGAUGCCUUGUAUGUUGUUGAUGCUCAUAGGCAUUGCAAAAGGAAGAAGCAUCACAGAGACGAGAGAAGCAGCUAGCUGUUAUACGACUUACGUAAUAUCCACGACACACCAUGAAUGCAUCAGCGACAGUGAUUGUGAUACUUACAUGUCAUGCUGCCAGAACUCAGGGGCAGACUACUCGGUCUGUGUUCCUCACAAAGACCACGUGCUUCCGAAAGAGAAAUCCCAUCAGUCCCUUAGUAACGGGCAGAAAAUGCACCAUAAAGACAAAGGCCACGUUUUUCAUUUGCCACAGCCCUCCCCUAUUCCUAUUCCUAUUCUUGAGAAGGCAACUCAUAAAAGCAAGUCAUGAAAAAAUUGAACUAUCCACUCAUGAAAGCAAAUCAUGAAAAAAUUGAUAUUAUCUUAAUAUCGCACGCUACCUCUUAAAGCAGAAAUUCCUAUGGGUGAAAGAACGGCGUUCUAUUAAGCAUUGUACGGGUAUGUCUGUUUGCAAGUUACAUAAAAUGUAUGGAGAGGAGAUUCCAUAUCUGUUUUGAGCUUGUCUUCAUGUGGAGAAUGAAAAGUUUUUUGGCAGAGUGUUUGGUAGAAAUGAGCAAGCAGAGAAGAGAGACCGAUGGUCUGAGCAUGUUGGCCAACCCAUAUCUGUAUGCAAAACAGAACUGGAUCCAGAUGAUAAAUGCAACCACUUGUGUAAUUUGCAAUUUUGUUUAAAUUAAUGUCAAGUGCCCAAGAGAGGAUGAUGUAUAUUAAAUGACAGUGUAUUGUCUUCAUUACAACUGAGAGGAGUGAAAUAUGUACGUGCAUCUGGUACUUUUGUUGUUUUAUACAAGAUGUAUGUUGGUAAUAAAAACGUAACAUGUCA